This is a messenger RNA of Poecilia reticulata (guppy), 1487 nucleotides long. RefSeq lists its product as uncharacterized. The record is from RefSeq and is a predicted model, not a curated record. NCBI's taxonomy places the organism in Eukaryota, Metazoa, Chordata, Actinopteri, Cyprinodontiformes, Poeciliidae.
GAGUGAAGCUACAUGAACUCAAACUGACUCUUGAUUUACCUGUUUGUAGAGGAGAAGGCAUCAGUGAACAGCCUCUGUCCGGGACACAGUUUACUUGUCCGUGGCUAAGAACUAAUUUUAGAGAACAUAGUGUCCUCCAAAAAUGUCAUGGAUUCUGUUCUUCACCUCCAUCUUUCUGAUGGGAAGGCUGUGUGCAAAUCAAGAACCAGAGUCCUUUUUCUGCAACACACCAAACAUAGAGCUGACGGACAAAAGAGCAUACCAGUCUACAACCUAUAGUGAAGAAACACCGCUCACUGCUGACAGAGCCGUUGAUGGAAAUCCCUCGACUUGUUCUCACACCAACCAGCAGACGAACUCCUGGUGGUCUGUAGACCUGCAGGGUGUUUACAACAUUUCCUGUAUCAAUAUCAGAAAUUUUAUUCAGAAUAAUAAGGCGACUGACAUAUCAGGUGCCAAGAUCUACAUCGGGAACUCUCGUCAGAACAAUGGCACCAACAACAAGCUGGUUCAAAACAUCACAGCCUUCAAAACAGACCAGACCAAUGUCUAUAAGUUUCCUUCAUCAGUGUCGGGGCGAUACGUCACUGUGAUCAUAUCAGAAAACAAACAAAUGGUUCUCUGUGACGUGAACAUCACUGGAACAAAAAUGACUUCACCUCUUCUACUGAUUGACCAAAACAAGACCUGGGAAGAAGCUCUGUACUACUGCAGAGAUAAACACAGAGAUCUGGCCUCCAUCUUGGAUGAACAGAUGCAGGCCUUUGCUGAGCUGGAGGCUGAGAAAGCCAACAGUCCCUUCAUAUGGAUCGGACUUCACUACACCUGCACUCUGGACUUCUGGUUCUGGGUUGAUGAUAAUGUUGUAGAGUUUAAACUCUGGGAUAGGGAUGGAUAUAAAGAAGACUGUGACAUGAGUGGAGCCAUGGAGAAAAAAGGAGACCAUCGCUGGUUCAGCAAGUCUGACUAUGAAGAGUUUAAUUUUAUUUGUCAGUUGUAGAGAAGUUUAGGACGUCUACUUUAUUUCAAUUUUAAUAUUUCUUUGUAGUCAUAAAACGGAACUUUUUCUGUGUUUUAAAAAAAUCUAAAAUAAUCAUUUUCUCUGUAUUUUUGCAAUAACUACUUUGAGGGGUUAUGUACUUUCCUGUAGUUUUAGACUUGGACUCUUUUAUCCAAAGCAGAUGCUCUGAAGUAAUGGCUUUUUCAUCUUUUACAUUCUAUAGCACUUUCUUUUAAUCACAAGAGUUAAAUUCUGUUCUAAGCAAAAAUCUGGAUUACUUUAUAGUUUUGUUUUAUCUCCAAUGUGCUUGGAAAUUCAGGUAUUGUAUUUGAUUGUUUUCAGAGGAAUUUAAUUUGGAAUGUGUGUGUGUUUUUUUUAAGUAUCGUAUAAGUCGGUGAUUUCUAUGUCUAGCAUGAAGUUGCUUGCUUUCAGUAAUAUUUGAAUAAGUAAAAACAUCAAAAUAAAAGAUGAAAAUAAGAAAAAAGUA